UAUAUAAUAAAGGACGUUUUCAUAUUUUGAGCUCUGCAAUGGGUAUGGGGAAAAAUGUAUAUGAGUCAUGCAGACUCAUUAAGAGAUUUAUGAUUCUACUUUCUUGUCUUUCAUAUUCAUUUGUUCGGUCAGACUUUACAGAAACAACAAAUAUCGAUUACGUAUCAGCUUUGGGAGAUCCCGGGAUGAGAAACGACAACUUAAGGGUGGCUAUAGAAGCUUGGAACCAAUGCAACGAGGUCGGUGAAGAAGCUACAAACAUGGGAAGCCCUCGAAUGGCAGAUUGCUUCGAUCUCGAUAACUCUAGCUUGCCUGUGAAGAUAAUCCGCAAAGUUGACGAAAAGGACAACAAACUCGGGGUAGGAAAUGGAACUUACGGAGGAAUGAGCGCUGGAGACAACGCAGAUAUUUACGCUGCACAGAAGGAGAUAUACUUAGGAAACAAAUGUCAAGUGAUGGACAAGCCAAACCCAUGGCAGUUUUGGAUGAUAAUGCUAAAGAGCGGUAAUAUGGAUACCUUAGCCGCGAUUUGUCCGGAAAACGGGAAAAAGGCAAAACCAUUCCCUCCGACCGGGAGGUUUCCAUGUUUCGGAAAAGGAUGUAUGAACAUGCCAUCGAUGCAUCAUGAGCAGACAAGGUUUGUGGAUGAACAAGGCCAUAUGAGUGGGAGUUUUUAUGGGACUUGGGACUUGGACAGCGACCAAAAAGAUCCUGUUGGUAACAAUUCGUAUUAUAAAGUGAAAUGGGAGAAGAAGAUUGGGGGGAACGAGAGUUGGGCUUUUCAUCAUUUGUUAAAGACUUCGUCCAAGUAUCCAUGGUUGAUGCUUUAUCUACGAGCUGAUGCUUCUCGAGGUUUUUCUGGUGGUUAUCACUACGACACUAGAGGGAUGAUGAAGAUGAGAUUAAAAUCGCCGGAUUUCAAAGUUAGAUUCAAGCUGGAGAUUCUAAAAGGUGGUGGUUCAGGGAGCCAGUUCUACCUAAUGGACAUGGGAAGCUGCUGGAAAAACGACGGCAGAGACUGCGACGGUGACGUCACCACCGACGUCACGAGGUACAGCGAGAUGAUAAUCAACCCGGAGUCGACCGCCGUUUGUAACCGCAACCGUUUAGGCGCUUGUCCGCCGUACCACGCGUUUCCGAACGGGACUAGAGUCCACAGGACUGACAGGGAGAAGUUCCCUUACGAAGCGUAUCACUACUACUGCGUUCCGGGAAACGCGCGUUUAGCGGAAACGCCGUACGAUGUUUGUGAUCCGUACAGUAAUCCACAACCGCAGGAGAUUCUGCAGAUCUUGCCUCAUCCGGUGUGGGAACAGUUCGGGUAUCCGACAAAGAAAGGACAAGGUUGGAUUGGUGAUCCAAGAACUUGGGAACUCGAUGUCGGAAAACUUUCUCAAUCACUCUACUUCUACCAGGAUCCAGGGACGAAACCUGUGGAGAGACAUUGGUCGUCAAUAGAUUUGGGAACAGAGAUAUAUUUGAGCCCCAAUCACAUUGCUGAAUGGACUGUAACUGAUUUCAACAUUGUUAUACCAAAUACUGCUAUUUAAAACUGAUGUAAUAUAUCGCUUAUAAAUUGGCGAUUGCUAAUUGAAGACCAAACCAUUUAGAAA
Messenger RNA from Capsella rubella, 1613 nucleotides. RefSeq lists its product as uncharacterized. The record is from RefSeq and is a predicted model, not a curated record. NCBI's taxonomy places the organism in Eukaryota, Viridiplantae, Streptophyta, Magnoliopsida, Brassicales, Brassicaceae. The transcript has 3 exons. The coding region runs from base 39 to 1550 and encodes 503 amino acids.